UUACAUCAUUUAAAUAAUUGCAAAACCGAAACUUACUAAUUUUGUGUACCCACAAGUUUAUCAGAAAAUAAUGCCGUCGGUUGCGGCCGCCGUCACACAGGAAACUGAAGAUCCCGUAGAGCUGAUGCUCAAGAAAACCGGCUGCAUAGAAUUACACUACAAAGUACAAGAGUGCAUUGCGGAAACAGGCGAUUGGCGACGCUGUCAAGAGGUAGUAAAAGAUUUUAAACAGUGCAUGCAAAAGUAUACCGAGCAGCAAAUGAAAAAAUACGCCAAAUCAAACUACAGCGCCGCGGACCAAACUGGUGCUAGUGGUGCGCAGUGAUUUGAAAAUGUCUAAGGG
Molecule: messenger RNA, 343 nt
Organism: Rhagoletis pomonella (apple maggot)
Lineage: Eukaryota; Metazoa; Arthropoda; Insecta; Diptera; Tephritidae
Product: cytochrome c oxidase assembly factor 4 homolog, mitochondrial
Exons: 2
Coding region: 71-325 (84 amino acids)
Biological process (GO): mitochondrial respiratory chain complex IV assembly
Cellular component (GO): mitochondrial intermembrane space
Source: RefSeq, a predicted model, not a curated record